Vitis vinifera (wine grape) is the source of this 588-nucleotide messenger RNA. RefSeq names its product protein ACCELERATED CELL DEATH 6. The record is from RefSeq and is a predicted model, not a curated record. NCBI's taxonomy places the organism in Eukaryota, Viridiplantae, Streptophyta, Magnoliopsida, Vitales, Vitaceae. The coding region runs from base 1 to 588 and encodes 195 amino acids. Gene Ontology annotation, cellular component: plasma membrane. The transcript is spliced from 3 exons. Gene Ontology annotation, molecular function: protein phosphatase 1 binding; protein phosphatase regulator activity.
AUGGAGUUCAUCAUAGAUAUUUUGAAGGCGGCCUAUGCAAAGAGUGCUAGAAACCCAAAGGAUAUCCUGGAUAGAAAGAAACGUGCUUCUAAACAAAUCAACAGUUUCAAGACGCGCAAAGAAAUGGCCGGCGCUCUUAUCUUAAUGGCAACCCUGAUUGCAACGGUCACAUUUGCUGCGGCAUUCACCAUUCCUGGGGGCUUCCAAGCUGAAGAUCCACAUAAAGGCAUGGUGGUGUUAGGUAGGAAUAUGGCUUUUAGAACCUUCAUCAUCACCGACACAAUAGCUAUGACUUCAUCCAUGAUGGCUGCACUGAUCCUAAUCAUCAUGCCGUUCCAGACUGAUGAGGAAAUUAUAAAGAGUUUUCUUGGAUACUCCCUACUACUGUUAUGGCUGGCACUUAUGGCAAAGGGAAUAGCAUUCGUGACGGGUCUGUAUGCUGUUUUGUCAGAGCAGUUGCCUCUUGCUAUCGUGGUUUGUUGCAUUGGCUCUGGUCAUGACGCAACACCCUGGGCCUAUGUUAUGCUGGGUCUUGUCGCACUAGGAAUAUUGCUUGGAUGGGCCGGCCUGGCUCGGCCCAGUCCUUAG